GGAAAGGAGUAUACGAACAACUCCACUCUUCACGCUCCACCCGCCCAGAUCCAGAUCCACUCUGUCCAGCCCUGAUCCAACCACCGUUAACCCACCCGCCGGCGCUUCCGGCGCGCGUCCGGCACCAUGGACAAGCCGUCCACGCUGCUUGUCCACUUCGACAAGGGCUCCGCCGCCAUGGCGAACGAGAUCAAGGCGGAUCUGGAGGGCAGCGACGUCGCCGCUAAGGUCGAGGCCAUGAAGCGCGCCGUCAUGCUCCUCCUCAAUGGCGAGACACUGCCGACGCUCUUCAUCACCAUCGUCCGCUACGUCCUCCCUUCCGAGGAUCACACCAUUCAGAAGCUGCUGCUCCUCUACCUCGAGAUCAUUGACAAGCGCGACGCCGCCGGCCGCGUUCUCCCGGAGAUGAUCCUCAUCUGCCAGAACCUCCGCAACAACCUGCAGCACCCCAACGAGUACAUCCGCGGCGUCACGCUGCGGUUCCUCUGCCGCCUCUCCGAGCCGGAGGUGCUUGAGCCGCUCGUUCCUUCCAUUCUCGAGAAUCUCGAGCACCGCCACCACUUCAUCCGCCGCCACGCGCUCUCCGCCAUCUCGGCUAUCUACCGCCUCCCGCAAGGCGAUCAGCUCAUUCCGGACGCACCCGAGCUCGUCGAGCGCGCACUCGCGUCAGAGCAGGACGCCUCCGCCCGGCGAAACGCGUUCGUCAUGCUCUGCCUCUGUGGGACGGAACGUGCUGUGGCUUACCUGCUCUCCAACGCCGAGCGUGUCAUGGAGUGGCCCGAUCUCCUCCAGAUGGCCGCAGUAGAUCUCAUCCGCAAGGUCUGCCGCCCUCCAAACCGUGCCGACAAGGGCAGGUAUAUCAAGAUCAUUUUCUCCCUCCGUUCCUCUCCAAGCACCGCGGUUCUGUAUGAGUGCGCGGGUGCUAUCGUGUCUCUCUCCUCGGCUCCCACUGCAGUGCGAGCUGCCGCCGAAACAUACUGCCAGCUCCUCUCAUCGCAGAGUGACAACAAUGUCAGGCUCAUUCUCCUGGACCGUCUGAAUGAGCUGCACACGUCACACCGGGAUGUGAUGGUGGAUGUAGUAAUGGAUGUGCUGCGUGCACUUGCCAGCCCGAAUUUGGAUGUGAAGAGGAAGGUGCUGGAUUUGGUGCUCGAUCUGCUCACUCUUCGUAAUGUGGAGGAGGUGGUGCUUUAUCUCAAGAAGGAGGUGGUCAAGACACAAUCAGGGGAGCUUGAGAAGGGUGGUGAGUACCGUCAGAUGCUGGUGGAAGCGAUUCAUGCAUGUGCUGUGGAAUACCCAGAGGUGGCUGGAUCGGUGGUGCACCUUCUCAUGGACUUCCUUGGUGACACUAAUGUCGCUGCGGCAGUUGAUGUUGUGUUAUUUGUGCGUGAGAUCAUUGAGACUAAUCCCAAGCUGUGUGUGUCCAUGAUACAGAGGCUGAGUGAUACCUUCUACCAGAUCCGGGCAUCCCGUGUCUGCUCAAUCGCUCUCUGGAUCCUUGGUGAGUACUCCCUAUCUUUAUCAGAGGUCGAAAGCGCCAUUGCCACUAUCAAGCAGUGCCUUGGGGAUCUACCAUUCUUCACUAUCUCAGAGGAAGGGGAGUCAGCUGAUUCCUCCAAGCCAGCCCAGCCGGUGGUGAACUCUGUCACUGUGUCUUCCAGGCGGCCUGUUGUUCUUGCAGAUGGCACUUAUGCCACACAGAGUGCUGCUACCGAGGCCAUUUCGACUCCAUCAGUUACUCCUGGAUCAUUAGCAUCGACCCUAAAUCUCAGAUCACUCAUUCUGUCAGGCGAUUUUUUCUUAGCUGCAGUUGUGGCAUAUACCCUUACCAAACUGGUACUAAGGCUGGAGGAGGUGCAGCCAUCGAAGGUUGAAGCAAACAAGGCCUGUACUGGGGCCUUGCUGGUCAUGACGUCUAUUCUGCAGCUGGGACUAUCCUCCUACCUUCCCCAACCGAUUGAUAAUGAUUCAUAUGACAGGAUUGUGCUUUGUGUGAGGUUGCUUUGCAAUACUGGUGAUGAUGUGAGGAGGAUUUGGUUGCAAUCAUGUAGACAGAGUUUUGCGAAGAUGCUUGCUGAGAAGCAAUUCAGGGAGACAGAGGAGAUGAGGGCCAAGGCACAGAUCUCUCAUGCCCAGCCAGAUGAUCUUAUUGACUUCUACCACCUCAAGAGCAGAAAGGGCAUGAGCCAGCUUGAGUUGGAGGACGAGGUCCAAGAUGAUUUGAAGGCUGCAACUGGUGGAUUCACCAAGGAAACAGAUGAUGCAAAUAGACUUAAUCGCAUUCUUCAGUUGACUGGGUUCAGUGAUCCUGUAUAUGCUGAAGCAUUUGUGACAGUUCAUCAUUAUGAUAUUGUACUUGACGUUACUGUCGUUAACCGCACAAAGGAGACACUUCAGAACCUGUGUUUGGAACUAGCUACCAUGGGAGACCUCAAACUUGUUGACCGUCCUCAGAACUAUACUUUGGCUCCUGAGUCAAGCAAGCAAGUACGUGCCAAUAUCAAGGUUUCUUCAACAGAAACUGGAGUCAUAUUUGGGAACAUUGUUUAUGAGACAUCCAAUGUGAUGGAACGAUCAGUGGUUGUCCUAAAUGAUAUUCACAUUGACAUCAUGGAUUACAUCUCACCUGCUACGUGCGCAGAUGUUACUUUCCGGAACAUGUGGGCAGAAUUUGAGUGGGAAAACAAGGUUGCAGUGAAUACUGUAAUUCAAGAUGAGAAGAAAUUUUUGAAUCAUGUUAUCAAGUCAACAAAUAUGAAGUGUCUAACACCACCGUCUGCGCUUGACGGGGAAUGCGGUUACAUUGCUGCUAAUCUUUAUGCCAAGAGUGUGUUCGGAGAAGAUGCUUUGGUGAACAUCAGCAUUGAGAAGCAAGUCGAUGGCAAGCUUAGUGGUUACAUCAGAAUAAGGAGCAAGACACAAGGAAUCGCGCUCAGCUUGGGAGAUAAGAUUACCCUCAAGCAGAAGGGAGGCAGUUAAUUCUGAUGUUGCCUGCUCACAAACACCGGAUUGUAUGACAUGUUUCCUUCAAGAGAUCCACUUGCCAGUGUCAUACUAGAGGCACAAUGGGAUUGAUUGAAUUAACUACAGGAAGUUUUUGUGUACAGAAUAUCAAAGAGAAGAAUGAUAAAAGAAGAGGAUCGUAGGGAAGUCAGUCUUGGGAGCUGAAAAACGAUCUUGACACUUCCUUUCGCGAUAGGUGUUUAUUGAUAAAUGGCGUUGUAGAAAUAGGCGUGAAAUUUCUAUUUUUGACCCUUACAGGUAGAUCAAUUAUGAUACUGUAUUACCGACCUCCAUUCGUAUAAUAUUGUUGCCUGUUUUUAUCUUGAGAAA
This is a messenger RNA of Triticum aestivum (bread wheat), 3333 nucleotides long. Its product is annotated as coatomer subunit beta-2. Gene Ontology annotation, cellular component: COPI vesicle coat; cytoplasm. NCBI's taxonomy places the organism in Eukaryota, Viridiplantae, Streptophyta, Magnoliopsida, Poales, Poaceae. Gene Ontology annotation, molecular function: structural molecule activity. Gene Ontology annotation, biological process: intra-Golgi vesicle-mediated transport; intracellular protein transport; endoplasmic reticulum to Golgi vesicle-mediated transport. Bases 127 to 2979 code for a protein of 950 amino acids. The transcript is spliced from 4 exons. The record is from RefSeq and is a predicted model, not a curated record.